This is a messenger RNA of Saccostrea echinata, 1216 nucleotides long. RefSeq lists its product as uncharacterized. The record is from RefSeq and is a predicted model, not a curated record. Gene Ontology annotation, molecular function: nucleic acid binding. The transcript has 11 exons. Bases 2 to 970 code for a protein of 322 amino acids. NCBI's taxonomy places the organism in Eukaryota, Metazoa, Mollusca, Bivalvia, Ostreida, Ostreidae.
AAUGUCUCUAAAGCCAGAUAGAAGUGUAUCCGAUGUGUUCUUUAGAUUGAGAUUUAUUUAUGGAUACAUUGUUAGAAGAAAACUGGUACGAGAAAUAAUGACCACUUUAGACCCUAAAGGAAUGUCCAGAAGGAAAGGCAAUAAACUUAAAAGAAGGCAGUACCUCAGUAAAGGUCCAAAUUGGAUAUGGCAUAUAGACCAGUAUGAUAAGUUGAGUCCAUACGGAAUACACAUCAGUGGCUGUAUUGAUGGGUUUUCUCGCUACGUGCUUUGGUGCGAAGCAGGAAUCAGUAAUAAAAACCCAAAGAAAAUUGCAGCAUAUUUUAUAAACACAUUAGAACAAGUUAAUGGAUAUCCACAUAUUGUAAGGGGUGAUGCAGGAACAGAGAAUGGGACUGUAGCAGCCAUCCAGAACUUCUUAAGAGAAGAUGAUGAAGAUUCUUUCUGCAAAAAAGCCUUUAUUUAUGGCAAAUCAACACAUAAUCAGAGGAUUGAGAGAUGGUGGGGAAUUUUACGAGGGAAAUGUACAGAUCGAUGGAUACAUCAUUUUAAGGAAUUGGAAAAGGAUGGCCAUUUUACAAUCGGGGAAAAACUGCAUAUAACAUUAGUUCAAUAUUGUUACAUGCAAAUUAUCAGGAAAGAAUUGGAGGAGGUGAAAUUGGCAUGGAAUUACCAUAGAAUCAGGAAGCAAAAAACAGGCGAUGUUGUUCCUGGGAUUCCAGAACUCCUUUAUCAUGUUCCAGAAAUGUUAGGCAAUCCACAGUGCCGAAAUUACAUUCAUCAAAUCAAUGUUAACGAUGAAAAGUUUCAGUUCCUUAAGGACCAAUGCUGCUUUGAAAAUGACCUGGAUAAAGACACUAAGGAAGCUCUUGAUGUCAUUUGUGACAAUUACCAUCCUUCAACAGAACUAGAAGCAAAAACAAUGUAUAUAACACUCAAAGAUAUACUGGAACAAUACAUUUAUCAAUAGGUUGUAAUGAAUUCUUGAUCUGAUUUAUAAAUACGUAAUAUAUUCCUAUAAUUCUCUUCCUUUUUUGUAUGUUUUCACCAGCACUGUAACAUACACUUUUUUUAUAUUAGUCUUUUACAUGCGUUAUUAUAUGGUACUGGCUUUUCUGUCCAUCAGCCUGUUCAUCUGCCUUUAUAAUCACUCUAAGCUUUUGCUUAUCAGAAUAGGUUCUUGUUUCAUUAAAGUAGACCGUGAGAAAAAAAUCGA